AUGAUGCGGAUCGCACCACCAACUACCCACUCUGAUACCUUUACCCAUCUCCCUCCCUCGUCGAGGGGCGCGCCGUCGGCACCCGGCGUGCAUGACCUAAUACGUGCCGGCGUCGGUCCGACCCAAAGUCAGCAUGGCCUCUCGAGCGCUCCUGAUAGCGCGCAUCCGCUCGAGACGCGUCUCAAGAAAUGGGAGGAGACUCAGGAAGCCUUGAAGAUGGAAGGCUUGCGGCGCACCUUUGGCAUGGCCGAGCCUAUUCGCCGCGGCAUGGAGUUGAAGAUGACGCGAGACGGCCACUGGAAGCCAGCAUGCCUCGGGGGGGGGACGGAACGAAGCAUCCAUGAAGAUAUUCUAAUGGGCAAUGAUACAAGCUGCCAGUGGGAAGAUAUAUACAAAGGCGACGAGACCCGCAGGGUUCCAGGCUUUCACGAAGAGCUCGAGCAACGAGUGCGCAUGGCAUAA
Molecule: messenger RNA, 462 nt
Organism: Blumeria graminis f. sp. triticale
Lineage: Eukaryota; Fungi; Ascomycota; Leotiomycetes; Helotiales; Erysiphaceae
Source: the annotation of a GenBank genome assembly